Messenger RNA from Salpingoeca rosetta, 2253 nucleotides. RefSeq lists its product as uncharacterized. NCBI's taxonomy places the organism in Eukaryota, Choanoflagellata, Craspedida, Salpingoecidae. Gene Ontology annotation, molecular function: protein binding. The transcript is spliced from 2 exons. The record is from RefSeq and is a predicted model, not a curated record. The coding region runs from base 227 to 1624 and encodes 465 amino acids.
UUUGCGCUUGCUUGCUUGGCCCUUCCACCACCCCCUUCCGCUUCCUGGUGCCAAUUCCCUGACCUGAUCCUGCACUGACAGCCGAGAGAGCGGACGGCAACAAGUAGGGGGUGUGCGGACGCCGCGAGAGCAGCCGCUGUUGUUCCACCCAUCUCUCCUUCAUCACCAAAGUUGAUCCCCAACUUCCAGCCCCACGCUCACGCACGAGCCACACAUCAACAGCAGCAUGCCCGCCACCAUGCAGGCGGCGACUGUGAUCGUGGCAGCGGUUGUUCUCCUGACGAGCAUCCCGUGCAAUGCCAUGCGCGUGGCAGCGCAAGCGCCGCUCGAGGGGGCCUCGUCCUCCUCGACGUGGUCUUCGUCGUCAUCCACGUCAAGCCUGCCAUACACGUCAAGCAGUGAGGCCUCAAGUUCGACCUCCUCCCUGGCGUUCACGUCGACUGUUCCAGACACGACAUCGCUGCUUGAUACCACGACAUGGCAAGACACGACAAGUACCACAACCACGAUAGCCGCGACAACCACGACGACCACCACAGCCGCUGAGCCACGCACGGCCGUUGCAGCACACGACGUCAGCAGGUGGCCAACCCCUACUGGGGAGGAGUGCUUCUGCACCCCUUCUGGCGGGCCAGUGUGUGGCGUCAACGGCCAGCCCUUUGAGAACGCGUGUAUUCCUUCCUGCGCGCGCAUCCCCUUCUUCGCCGUGCCUUGUGAUCAAGCCCGCUUGGCACAGCUGACGAGCUCAACAACAACCACCAUGACGGAGCUCGCUUCAACAACGGCAAAGGAUACUGGCAUGUUCUCCACGGGCCUGGCCAUGGUUCUGUCGUGGUUCUCUGUCACAAGCAGCAGCAGCGUCGUGCUGCAAUUCACCACGGACGUGGAUGUGAGCACCAUUGACGUGAACCGCAUCUACUUCUACAGCUCAGAGGACCCCAGCACGAUGCUCCAGCUCGAGGCCGAGACGCAGGCAAUGCUGCCAACGGAUGAGGGUCACUGGGUCCAGCUUGCCGUGAGCGCUUCAUCGUGGGCUGACCUUGUUGAGCUGGCUGCCACGCACGUGUUGCUGCUCGCUGGUGCUGUGCAUGCCGUCGACGGUGCGCCGUGUCCCCAGAUGGUGGCUGGCCGCAUCUCUGCGCCGUCUUUCGCGGAGGGCAACGAGCCCGUGGCCGAUACCACCGCUGCGCCCACAUCCAACACGGCGGGCAUUGGCCAGACAUCGACCACGGUUCUCGUCGGUGUUGUGCUGGCAGUAUGCCUGGUGCUUGUGGCCAUCUCAGCGCUGAUGUACGCGAAGCAGAAGCGCAUGAGUGAUUACAAGCCUCACCUGCUUGAUCUUUCGGAGACUGCGAGCUCCUUUGUGCCGAGUCCGGUGCCCAGGCGCAAGAAGGAUGCCGAGUCUGGGCUGGAGUGGGACAACCUGCUGCGCUUCAACAACGGCUUGCCAGCCCACCACCCUUCAUGGUACUCCGAGGGCCUGUCGACUGGCUCCAGCGUCUACGUGGACGAUGACCUCUUGGCUCCGCAGGCAGCGGGCGCUCAGUACGAGGAGGAGCAUGCGCAUGAGGUGGACGCCGCCAGCUACCGCUCGUCUGUGACUGCCAGCGUCCUUUUCUCGUAAUAGACCUGCCAUCGUCACGCGUGCGGCCUGUGUGGCGCAUUGGGCGUGUGUGGCUCUGUGUCAGUGCGUGGUUGCAUGUGUGUGUUUGUGAGUCUGUGCCAGCGUGUGGUUGUGUGUGUGUGUGGUGUAAUAUGGUUGCUUUCUGCAUGAGGAUGGAUGCAUGCGUGCAUGUGCUUCUCAUGUAUCAUUCAUCAUGUGGUUGGGGAGAGUGCAUGCGACGAGCUCGUGUAACACGGGCGUUUUGUGGCGCGGUUGCGCUGCCCGUGUGGAGUGCAUCGCAUAACUGAAGCAUGACGAUGAUGGUGCAUGGGCUUGGUCUGCUUUGUUGUGGUUCUUGAGCGCCGGCAAAGCGCGACACUGAUUGUUGUUGUUGUUGUGUGUUGUGGAUCUGCUUUGUUGUUCAUCGUUUGUUGGGCUAAUGAUGGUGUGCGUUGCCACGCGCCAUGGACAUGGACUCAUCCCUCCUCACUUCAAUACUUGCUUCUUUGUUCCCGUAUUGUGUUGCUUGUCACACGUCUCAUGAUAACUUAAAACUUGGUUCGCUUCACUCCACAGAGGCAGGUCAUGGAAUGACAGCGUACUGGGGGAGCAUGGUGUUUAAAUGACGUGAGAUUACACAAUCGAGGGCG